AUGAAGUAUAAGCUAGGAAUUUGGGGGUUUCUAGCUCUUUCUCGCUAUCUACAGGCAUGCGUUUUGAAAUGCAUUAAUGGAGAUCUUCGUGAAGCAGUCAACAUGGACUUGGUUUCCUUUGCAAAGCAGUUGUUGAACUCUGACCCACUGGACGACCAGCUGUUGGGAAUUCGUAUUCUUGACCACCUCCUCAGAAGCAGGGAAGACCAAGAUGAACGCUACAAGGAAAAGGUGCUCACAAAGAUUCGAUCUUCUCUUGAUACCGUCGAGAAAGCAGUAUACAUGAUGGGCUUGGACAGAGAGGUGGAACAAGAUACCAGAGGGCACGCUGCGCGCAUACUGCUGGAGCUCGCACCUGGCCUUCAAGUCGAGAGCUUUCCUGGUAUUUUUCAGGCUAUUUCUUCACUGCUUAGCGCACGCAAGACAAAGACCAGCGGAAGCUCCAGCAAUUCAACCUGUGCGAGCAAAGAGCUCAAAUUGCUUGGUGUGGAUAUUCUCGACAAACUCCUGACUAAUCCAGAAAACUGUGCAGAGGUGAAGAAUGCCAAGAACCUGCUCUCCAAGAUCAUACACAUUACAAGCUGCCAGGAUGAAAAGCUAGACUCCGAUAUUGAUAAAAAGAUAGUCGAAAACUCACUAGAAGUCUUGAGCAAGCUUGUGAGCACAGUUGGUGAGACCGGCGAGGAGCUCAGGUGCCAAGUGUCCAGUAAUAUGUACACCAUAAGGAAUAUUGGCAAGUUCUUCAUAGAUCAUCCUGAAAGCCAACCAAAGAUGCUUGCUCAAGCAGCAGACAUCCUUGCAUGCCUAGCUUCAAAUGACACUGCGAGAAAGGAGAUAGAAAGGUCACACCUGAUCAUCCGGAAACUCAUCAGUCUCCUAGCUGAAGAAAUUGAUGACGUCCAAGUCCAAGAAAGCUCCGUGAGAAUGUCGGCAGCCGAAGCGUUGGUAUUGCUCACUGCUCCUACCAGAGAAAUUGGUGUGCUCAGUACAGUGAGUGAAAGGAGCAUCAAGCCAGUAUUGUCAGAAACUAAGCUUGAAGACAUGCAGCGAAUUGUCUCGCUGCUCUCUGAUGAGUCUGCAGAGCACAGAAUUAUGGUGACGAAAUUCCUGCAGAAUCUGCGGAGUUACCAGCGAGCAGAAUAUGGUGAUCAGCUGGAGAUAAUCAACAAAGCUCUACCAAAGGUAUUGGAAGCAAUCAAAAUUGCAUCGGAUAAAAUAGAAGGGACAGGUUGUGCUGAUGAACCUUCUGGUCAUGAAAUGGAGGCGCUGAUAACUGAACAAGGUAAGCUGCUGGAGAGCUUUAUUGGCCUGUGCAUGCAAAUUUGCAUCAGCGGGAAUGCAAAGCAGUUCACCGAUGCGCUGAGGAGUGCUGAGAUUACAGACGAUAUGUUCGUCCAGAUGCUUGCAAAGAUACUGGAAGUGUACAAGUCUCCAACUUCCGAUGCUCCAGGCAUAAGAAGGGCGGUGAUUCAACAAAUGAACUGGAUGAUGAAUGAGGACCAAGAGUACAUUAACAUUUUCCUGAAGCAUGAAAUGGAAAAUGCACUGAAAGAAGUAGCAGAGACGGCAUUGAAGCUUGAGAACUAUUGGUUCUUUCGUUUUGGCGUCAAAGCUUUUGAGCAUGAGGAAUCCAUUUAUUCUCUUCUCAGCAUUUCGCCACUACUGCAGGCAGGGCACAAUCGUGAGAACGCACCUACUAUAAUUGCCUACUUUGCUGCUUAA
This is a messenger RNA of Triticum turgidum subsp. durum (durum wheat), 1722 nucleotides long. Lineage: Eukaryota; Viridiplantae; Streptophyta; Magnoliopsida; Poales; Poaceae. The record is from the annotation of a GenBank genome assembly.